This is a messenger RNA of Rhinolophus ferrumequinum (greater horseshoe bat), 1748 nucleotides long. It is a transcript of the gene RASD1, whose product is annotated as ras related dexamethasone induced 1. Bases 203 to 1042 code for a protein of 279 amino acids. The transcript has 2 exons. NCBI's taxonomy places the organism in Eukaryota, Metazoa, Chordata, Mammalia, Chiroptera, Rhinolophidae. The record is from RefSeq and is a predicted model, not a curated record. Gene Ontology annotation, molecular function: GTP binding; GTPase activity.
GCCUCCGCUGGGAGCGGAGAGCCAGAGCGAGCGACUUUGUCCUAGAGCCUGAGAUUUCGCCACAACCGCGCCCGAGCCCGAGCCCCGCCGCAGCCCGAGCCCCAGCCCGAGCCGCAGCACAGCCCCCCGCCCAGUCCUGCGUCUCCCGGCGACCCUCCGCGCUUCUCCAGGCCCUGUGCCUGCCCCCGCGGCCCCUCGCCCGAUGAAACUAGCCGCGAUGAUCAAGAAGAUGUGCCCGAGCGACUCGGAGCUGAGCAUACCCGCCAAGAACUGCUACCGCAUGGUCAUCCUCGGCUCGUCCAAGGUGGGCAAGUCGGCCAUCGUGUCGCGCUUCCUCAGUGGCCGCUUUGAGGACGCCUACACGCCCACCAUCGAGGACUUCCACCGCAAAUUCUACUCUAUCCGCGGCGAGGUUUACCAGCUCGACAUCCUCGACACGUCCGGCAACCACCCGUUCCCCGCCAUGCGGCGCCUCUCCAUCCUCACUGGAGACGUUUUCAUCCUGGUGUUCAGCCUGGACAACCGCGACUCCUUCGAGGAGGUGCAGAGGCUCAAGCAGCAGAUCCUCGACACCAAGUCUUGCCUCAAGAACAAAACCAAGGAGAACGUGGACGUGCCCCUGGUCAUCUGCGGCAAUAAGGGUGACCGGGACUUCUACCGCGAGGUGGAGCAUCGCGAGAUCCAGCAGCUGGUGGGCGACGACCCCCAGCGCUGCGCCUACUUCGAGAUCUCCGCCAAAAGGAACAGCAGCCUGGACCAGAUGUUCCGGGCCCUCUUCGCCAUGGCCAAACUGCCGAGCGAGAUGAGCCCGGACCUGCACCGCAAGGUGUCCGUGCAGUACUGCGACGUGCUGCACAAGAAGGCGCUGCGGAACAAGAAGCUGCUGCGAGCCGGCAGCGGCGGCGGCGACCCCGGGGACGCCUUCGGCAUCGUGGCCCCCUUCGCGCGCAGACCCAGCGUGCACAGCGACCUCAUGUACAUCCGUGAGAAGGCCAGCGGGGGCAGCCAGGCCAAGGACAAGGAGCGCUGCGUCAUCAGCUAGGAGCCCUCCCCCACGCCCUACGCCUGCGACAGAACCUAAGGAGGACCUUUUUGUUUAAGUCAAAGAUGAAGUCCGGGCCGGCCCUGUGCUUGCGCCCCAGGCCACUUCAGCGCGCGGACUAGCGUCUUCCCUCCCCGCCACCUGGGCCUCACCAACUGGGGAGGUGAAAACGAACGGAGAAGGGACAGUCAACUGCUCUGGAAGGAAAGAGAACUGGCUAAUGCGGGGAUUGCCCCCGUCUAAUUGCCCACUGGGGCCAGCCUCCCCUGUGACUUGGAGUGGAGGGGCACGGGGCCAGCAGAGGUGGAUCUGUCUUGUUUCUCAUGAAGCCCUGAGAAGGGGGUGGUGUGGAAGUCAGUCAGCCACUGUUCGGCUCUGGGAAACCCAUCCUGCCCACUGGAGGCUUAAGACAAAUAGGGCAUUAUCUUGUCUGUGAUUCUGAGUUGCCAUGACAGCUGGCAAAAGCCUCUGCGCUCCUAAAACUAAGGGGGUGCGGGUCAAAUCAUAACCACGUGACUUGUUUACAUAUGUGUGUGUGUGUGUGAAAUUGCACAAAGGAAAAACAAAACGUAAAACUUGCACUUUAACAGUAGUUCUGACGUCAUCAUGAACAUGAACAAAAUCUUAUCCAGGUGUUAAUACUGUGUGUGACAGUCUAAAGUUAUUGUUGUUGUUUUUUUAAUAUAAAAUAAUUUAAAAUGGAAAA